This is a messenger RNA of Saprolegnia diclina VS20, 1485 nucleotides long. RefSeq lists its product as hypothetical. The record is from RefSeq and is a predicted model, not a curated record. Bases 1 to 1485 code for a protein of 494 amino acids. The transcript is spliced from 9 exons. Gene Ontology annotation, molecular function: RNA binding; pseudouridine synthase activity. NCBI's taxonomy places the organism in Eukaryota, Oomycota, Saprolegniomycetes, Saprolegniales, Saprolegniaceae. Gene Ontology annotation, biological process: tRNA pseudouridine synthesis.
AUGGAGUCCAGCAACCCAGCUCUUCUGGCCGCGCUUCCUGCCGACGGCGCCGUCGCCCAAGCGCUCUUCAUGGCCCAUGGCACUGGGCUAUGCGUCCGCUGCUGCAUGCGCUUCGCCGGCGUCAGCGACGAGAAGCUCUACCGGCGUCCCACCGCCGAGCUUGCAGCCACGUGGGCAGCCUAUGCGGCGCAGCAUGCGCAAGUCGACCUUGCCGCUUCCGAAGACGCGGCCAACUGCACGGUCUGCCUCAACAUCUUUGAAGGCCUUUUGUCGCCGGAAGGCCUGGCGAUGGUCGAGGCCAGCGUCCGCGACAGCGGCUACACGACGACAACGUUCCUCAUUGCCAUCAAGAUCCCGAGCUCGGUGCUCAUCCGCCAGCAUGCGCUUCUGCAGUACCUCAAGACGAAGCUCCACCCUGUCGACUUGAAGGAAGUGCUCAAGUGGUGCAUUACGCCCGUCUUUGCGUCCUUCUUGGGCGACGCGACGUACGACGCAUCGAGCGAUCUCACGGUGAACCUGCAGUUUGGCCACCCGCUCUCGGAAGCCGAGGCGAUGCAGCUGCCGUCGCUCCGCGACACGAUCAUGCAAAACAAGAAGCGCAAGCUCGAGAUCGACGGCUUUGGCGCCGUCUCCCGCGCGCUCUACAACCUCCACGUGCUGCCGGCGGGCGUCCCGAGCCCGCCGACUCGCACCCAGUCGGCUGCGUCCAUCACGGUCUCGGUCGAGCGGGCGCCAGUCUACGUCGCGGGUCGGUACCUCAAGUUUAUGCGCGGUCUGAGCCAAACGCCCUGGGUCCUCGAUGGCGAGCGUAUGGGCGACUCGUCGGUCGAAGAGGCGAUUGGCGAAAUCAUUGCGCCCAUGUUUGGCACCAAGUCGUACAAGUUCCACACUGCCGGUCGCGAAGACGUGGACGUGCGCAUGCUCGGGAACGGUCGGCCGUUCAUCCUCGAGCUCCUCGACGCCAAGGUGGCGACGCUGGCGGCCGAUAUGUACGCUACGGCCCAGGACCAAGUCAACGCUGCCAACGUCGACAUUGUCGAGAUCCGCGAACUCACGUCGGCGACUAAGGAGGGCUUUGCCGCGCUGCAGUCGGGCGCCGACUCGAAGCGCAAGACGUACUGCUGCGUUGUCUGGACGUCCGGCGUGCUCACGCCCGAGCGCGUCGCGCUUCUCAACGGAAUUUCCGACUUGCGCGUCGGCCAGAAGACGCCCGUGCGCGUGCUCCACCGACGCACGCUCCUGACGCGCCCCAAGGUCAUCCACGACGCCAGCGUCGAGGUUCUGAACGACCACUACAUGCUCCUCCGCCUCACCACGUCCGCGGGCACGUACGUCAAGGAGUUUGUGCACGGCGACCUCGGCCGCACGCACCCCAACGUCGCCUCGCUCCUCGGCUGCGACGCGGACAUUUUGCAACUGGACGUGGAAAACCUCAUUGACGGCCAGCCUGGUGACGACGCCGACGUCGACAUGGACGACGAAUAG